GGAAAUAAAAGAGAUGAUGCAUGUCAAAUUGUUUUUACUUCUCUUCUUUCUCGGUUUGUUCUUUCAAAAUAUGAAAUUUCUAUAUUUUCAGUACUUCCUUUGCCUUUACCUUAUAUGGCCGGUGGCACAGACAGUCUUAAUCCAUUCCCCAAUUGUUUGACUGCGUUGUUAUUGUUACCUGCGACUACGAGGAUACAUUAUUUUAUUUUUUCUUACUUUAUGAAUGACACUCCUUUAUUGUUUUACCUUUACUUUUGUAUUAGUGCCAAAACUUUUUAUUCGAUAUGAUUCAUUGUUUCUGGAUUUUAUCAAACAUAUAACUGCCUUUGAGGGAAUAACUUGCAUUCACACAUCGGCGUGACGAAUCAGCUAAUUGUAUUUGUUCUUUACGUAAUCCAUUGAUGAUACGGUUCUGAUUUGAUCAAGAACUAUCAGAGUUUUUUUCAUCAGAAUGAUACCCGUUGAUAACGGGAUUCUGAAUCCCAAAGAUGAAAUUGAGGAAUGUAGUGGCAGUAAAGUGAAGGACUGUGUUUCUAUAGAUAUUUCAACAACUCAAGAAACAUUUCUGAGCAGUGAAGAUUCCCAGAGAAAGCUUCAAGGCACUUUAAGUUCUUCUGUUCCUAAAAGGACAAAUUUUCUUAAAUUUGGUUCGGCAUCUGCCAAAUUCAAGAGGCUUGCUAUUGAGAGAGACAAGAUUUCACUAUCUGUGCCUUCUCCUCGUUCAAAGGGCCUAAGAGCACGUUUCAGAGGAAUGCUUGCUCUGAAACUUGAUGGGGGUUCGGUGAAGAAGAUGUGCGUGGAGUGGAUUAGAAGUCCAGUGAACAUGGCCCUUUUUGUGUGGAUCACAUGUGUUGCUAUUUCUGGUGCAAUUCUGUUCCUGGUCAUGACAGGCAUGUUGAAUCGUGUGCUUCCGAGGAAGUCUCAGAGAAAUGCAUGGUUUGAAAUAAAUAACCAAAUACUCAAUGCAUUGUUUACACUCAUGUGCUUGUAUCAACACCCUAAGAGGUUCUACCACCUUAUUCUUCUGAUCAGAUGGAGACCAAAUGACAUCUCUAGACUUAGAUAUUUUUACUGCAAGAAUGGUACUUACAAGCCCCACGAGUGGACACAUAUGAUGGUAGUGGUUAUUCUCCUUCAUGUUAAUUGUUUUGCUCAAUAUGCACUUUGUGGUCUAAACUUGGGGUAUGAAAGGUCUGAGAGACCCGCCAUUGGAGUUGGAAUAUGUAUCUCUUUUGCAAUUGCUGCUCCUGCAGUUGCUGGUUUGUACACCAUUCUUAGUCCACUCGGGAAGGACUAUGACAGUGACACGGAUGAAGAAGUACAGGUUCAAAUUAGUGGCUCUCAGAGGCAACAGCAUCUGAGAGAGAAACCAUGUGAGAAGAAAUAUUCAUUUGCAUGCAAAGAUCAACAAAGGGUUGUUGAAAAUAGACCAGAGUGGAGUGGAGGAAUACUUGACAUAUGGAACGAUAUUUCCUUAGCAUAUCUCUCACUUUUCUGCACCUUUUGUGUCUUUGGGUGGAAUAUGGAGAGACAUGGCUUUGGAAACAUGUAUGUCCAUAUUGCCACUUUUAUGCUAUUUUGCAUGGCACCUUUCUGGAUUUUCAUUUUGGCUUCUGUUAACAUAGAUGAUGACAGUGUUAGGCAGGGUCUGGGAGGUGUUGGAAUCGUUCUUUGUUUUCUUGGUUUACUAUAUGGUGGAUUUUGGAGGAUCCAAAUGAGAAAGAGGUUCAACUUACCUGCCUAUGACUUCUGUUUUGGCAAACCUUCGGCUUCUGAUUGCACACUUUGGCUAUGCUGUUCUUGGUGCUCUCUUGCUCAAGAAGCAAGAACAGGAAAUAACUACGAUCUUGUAAUCGACAAGUCCUAUGGUAAACAAAAUGAUGAAACUUGCAACGAACCUUCGAUCUCAGCUUUGGCUAGGGAAGAUGUAGUAUCAACCAAAUCUGGCACAAGUUCUGUGGGUGGCAACUCUUCACCUUGUAUGAUGAAAACCAAUGUCUUAAAUUAGUUUAAUUCAGAUUAAUCAGUAGUGAAAAACUAAUAUCUUGUCACCAGAACUAAUGAUAUGAGCUUGUCACCAAAAUAUCUUGCUAAUAGAAAAGCUAAAUUAGUUUAAUUCAGAUUAAUCAGUACUAAAAAACAUAGAUUUCAACUCUGUCUUAUCAUCUUUUAUGCAUAAAUCAGCAUGGCCGUGAUUGAUUUCAUGGACAUUGAUACUCGACACUGAGAUGUAUGAGCUGGAAUGCAUUUUUU
Messenger RNA from Vigna unguiculata (cowpea), 2253 nucleotides. RefSeq lists its product as uncharacterized. The record is from RefSeq and is a predicted model, not a curated record. NCBI's taxonomy places the organism in Eukaryota, Viridiplantae, Streptophyta, Magnoliopsida, Fabales, Fabaceae. Gene Ontology annotation, biological process: sesquiterpene biosynthetic process. Gene Ontology annotation, molecular function: cyclase activity.